Schistocerca nitens (vagrant locust) is the source of this 432-nucleotide messenger RNA. RefSeq lists its product as uncharacterized. The record is from RefSeq and is a predicted model, not a curated record. The annotation marks the transcript as partial. The transcript has 3 exons. Lineage: Eukaryota; Metazoa; Arthropoda; Insecta; Orthoptera; Acrididae.
UUUGUUGGUGAAAUAACUAUUGUUAAGGCAACAUUACAUAGUUUCAACCAUACUGUAAACUCAAUAGCAAGAAAUGAAAAGAUAAUUACACAAGGGAUAUUGAAACUGAAUCAGCAGGUGUUGCAAUAUGAGAAUUCAACAGAUCGACAAUUAAGAAAAAAUGCUAUUUCGCUAAACAUUCCAUUAAUCGAUAACGGUGUGUUUCACAUAUACAAGCUCUGCCCAUUACCAGUCAAGGUUGAUAGAAAUAAAUGCUUGUUUAAGUAUAUAGCACCAGAGAAGGAAUUUUUAUUAAUGGACGAUGCUAAAAGACAGUAUGUAAAGCUUAUUUACAAUCACCUCGAGUUCCCUGGUUUAAAAGUUAUUCCAGCUUUACAGAUUCUGCUCCAGAACUACGAGCUGGACGAGCCCAGUCUGCCUCAGCUAGGUUAG